AUGUACAAGAAGCCACCAAUCUACAAGGUUGAGUCUGAAGGCGAGUCUCAUCAGCCUAAGUUCAGAUGCACAGUGGAAGUGGGCGGUCAACAGUUCUCAUCAGCUGGUAGUUUUGAUCGCAAGAAGGAAGCAGAGCAGGAUGCUGCUAGAGUUGCUUAUGAGAUCUUGGCAGCAGUUGGAGAGGAUGACAUUAAAGAGGCAUUUGGGCUGAUUGAUCAGGAUGCGGUUUUCUGCAAAUCAAUCCUCAAUGAAUUUGCUGUCAAGACAAAAACCACUUGGCCCUCUUACUCUUUAGUUUCUCUCACAAAGCCUUUGACCCUGUUUGCUGCAACUGUGGUAUUUGAUGGGAAUAGCUAUACUGGUGAAUCUGCACGCAACAAGAAGGAUGCAGAGCAGAAUGCAGCUCGUGCUGUGAUCAAGUCGAUUUUAGCUAAGCACAACACUUGUAUGGUGGGAAUUGUUAGAUCGAAGAAACAACUUAUAACUGCCGUCAGAUCUUCUGGAAGCACCCCAGCUAUUUUUACUCCUAUACAGUUUACACGGCCUGUUUCAUAUGCAGCAUACGGCGGACCAGAUCAUGUAGCACCUGUGUUGCAAAAUGCAUCUUCCUCAUUAGCUGUUCAAGGAGGCAUCGAUGCUGUACCUGCGGUUGGGACAUCUGCCAACCCAUCAUCAGCAAAUGUAAGUCGCUCAAAGUCAAAGAAGCGCAAGGCAAGAGUUUAA
Messenger RNA from Miscanthus lutarioriparius, 723 nucleotides. The record is from the annotation of a GenBank genome assembly. Lineage: Eukaryota; Viridiplantae; Streptophyta; Magnoliopsida; Poales; Poaceae.